UUUUGCCUCCAAACAAGGGAAAUCCCAAAAUGACGUCAGUGCCUCACUUUGAAAUCAAAUCCGUUCGAAGAUGGCGGACGAAUAUUCAGUUUUAUAGUUUACAUUACUCUACACUACAUGUAUAUACGGACAUUUUAGUAUACACCGUCAAUAUUAAAAUAUACUAUGGUAGUCCAAGAACCCGUUCAGGCUGCCAUUUGGCAUUCAUUGAACUACUACAAGUAUUCUGAUGCCAUAUUCCUUGCUGAAAGACUAUAUGCUGAAGUGGGAACAGAUGAUGCAUUAUUUUUACUCUCAACAUGUUAUUUCCGAGCUGGGAAGACUAUCAGAGCAUACACAUUGCUGAAGAGUAAAGGAUGUGCCACGCCCCAGUGUAAAUACCUCCUAGCCCAAUGCUGCAUCAGUAUAAAGAAGCUGACAGAGGCUGAAUCUGUGCUAGCAGGUAACAUUCUGCUGAAGAACAAGGCUUAUGAAGAUAUUGUCAAUGAACAUGGAGAGGCUGCAAGUUACACAUUGGCACUACUGGCACAUAUAUACAGUAAAACUGAGAGACUCUCAAAGGCUGUAGACUAUUAUAAGAAGAGUCUGAAGUUGAACCCAUUUCUUUGGUCAAGCUAUGAAGCAUUGUGUCAACUAGGAGAGAAAGUAGACCCAACUAAAAUAUUUCAAGUGUCACUGACCCCAGCAAUCAACACAAACCACCCUAGCUAUCCCACCAUACAACAGACCAAUGCAACCCCAGUAGCCAAUCAGAACACAGAUCAGGGUACACCAAUGACUGUAGAUAACCAGGAAUCAACAGCGCCACUAUCUAUUCACACCCCUCAGAUCUUGUUCUCACAUGUACAGACCCCAGAAAAUACAGUGCCUACAGACACUCUCUUCUCACCAGACCCCCAUGAUGAGAACUCUGGGUUCAAUAUCCCCCCUGCCCCCAAGACUACUAGAGUGCUACGCAAUCGGCCACGUGCUGGACGAAGCUUGUUGAAUCAACCAGCCUCUUUUAGUCCUCUUACGCCAAGUUUUGGAGUGCUACCUCUGGAUACCCCCAGUCCUGGUGAUCCCCCACACAACUUGGGUUCAAUGUCCCCGUUUAUCACCCCCUCCCCAGCUCAGGCCCUGGUUGAGUCAACGCAACCUGGGGACCCCAAGGCACCUAAAAAACCUAUGACUAGGAGGAGUCAACAAUUACAGGGUGGGCCACCUAAACCACCAGUAUUCUCCCAGUCUGGAAUUACAAAUACACGAGAUGUACAAACUCCUAGUCCUCAAACCACUCUACAAAACUCAAGUUAUAAUGUGCCGAAUGUACGGAGAAGUUCUAGAUUAUUUAGCAAUGCUAACUCUAAUUCUGUAAAGGAAAAUAACAAAAGUCAAAGUAGGGGGAAAUUUCCAAAUACAAAAGCACCAGCUAAAAAAUCUAAAAGCAGAACUAGUAAAUCACAGCAAGAACUUAAUGAAAUCAACAAAUCUGAGAGGUCACCUGAUGAAAAGUCAUCCACCAUUACUGCACAUGCUAUGAUGGUCAGCUUGCAGAAACAGUCUGCUGAGGGUCUAUUGAAUCUUCUGACAGAGUUUGGUAAGGCAUACCAGGCAUUGUGUCAAUAUGAGUGUAAGAAAGCCAUCCAGUUGUUUACAGACCUCCAGCCCCAACACUACAACACAGGAUGGGUGCUUAGCAAUAUAGGCAGGGCCUACUUUGAAAUGGCAGAAUAUAAAAAAGCUGAAAAGAUAUUUAAUGAUGUACGGCGGUUAGAGCCACAUCACUUAGAAGGCAUGGAGUUUCUCAGCACCACCUAUUGGCAUCUUCAGAAAGAGGUUCAGCUAUCAGCUCUAGCUCAAGAAUUAACAGAAUUAGAUCGGGAUGCUCCCGAAGCUUGGUGCGCAACAGGAAACUGCUUCUCAAUACAAAAAGAACACGAUACUGCGAUAAAGUUCUUUCAAAGGGCAAUUCAGGUUGAUCCUAACUUUGCCUAUGCUUACACUCUACUGGGCCAUGAGUAUGUGUCAACAGAAGAGUAUGAUAAAGCUAUGACGUGUUUUAGAAACUCAAUCAGGGUAGACCAAAGACAUUAUAAUGCUUGGUAUGGUAUAGGAAUGAUCUACUACAAACAAGAGAAGUUUUCUCUAGCAGAGGUGCACUUUAGGAAAGCUCUGUCUAUAAACCCCCAAAGCUCAGUACUACUCUGUCACAUAGGGGUGGUACAACAUGCCCUACAGAAGACAGACAGUGCACUAGUAACCCUUAACAAAGCAGUAGCAGCAGACCCCAAGAACCCAUUGUGUAAAUUCCAUAGGGCUUCUAUAUUGUUCUCUAAUGAUAAACAUACUGAAGCGUUAGCGGAAUUAGAAGAACUCAAACAAAUUAUACCAAAAGAAUCUUUAGUUUACUUCUUUAUAGGAAAGGUGCAGAAAAAAUUAGGCAAUACACAUUUAGCACUUAUGAAUCUGUCAUGGGCCACUGACCUGGAUCCAAAGAGUGCCAAUACAAACAGCACCAUCCAACAAGCUGUUGAUAAACGAUAUGUCACAGAUGAUGAAGACCAAUCUUUAAUAGAUGCGAACAAUCUAGAGGAUGGUGAUAACACAUUAAGUGAGAGCCAAGAUGGUGGCAUGCUUAUACCCAUUGAGGAGGACAUCCAACUCAGGGCAGCUAUAGAGUCAGAUGAAAGUUUAUAGAUAUAAAUAUAUUAUCUGGAGAUCUUCAUAUAUUUCACUAUGCCUUUCAUUCACAUUGUUGAAGGUAGAGGAAAUGGAUGUCUAUCGAAUCUGGUGUAAUGGAUUCAAAAACUAUGGAAAUUUAGACUCGGUACUUGUUCUUGGAAGAAACAUAUGAAGUAUGAAAAUGUGGUGAUUUUAGCAAUUCUCCAGUUGGAUUGUUCUCAUACUAUAUGUGUUCAGGACUAGGUUUUAUAUCCAACCUCUAAGAUUAUUUUACACUGUAUCAGUUGUGUAUGUACACCAAGUAGAGGGUAAAGUUAAAACACUUUGUGCACUGAAUACUCAGGCUUUUAUCUCAUUUAAAGUUAGGCUAGGUGAAGAAUUAAAUGUUUAGCAUAUCCCUUUAUCUAUUAUCCAUAUACUUGAGUUCAAUGCGGCAUUAUUUAAAGUAAACCUCAAUUGUCUGUUUUGACAGAAUAAUGGAUAGUUCUCUUUAAUUAAACAAACUUGUUGGAAUGAUGGGAUUAAGAAAAAUUCAAAGUAAAGCCAUUCCUCUACAAAGAUAAAACUAUGCUAAAUAUUUAUUUACCCUAGGCUUCAUAAUGAUACAGUAACACAACAUUAGGAGUCUAGCUUCUCAGUUUGUAUUUAUGUCACUAUUGAACUUAAGCAUAGU
Messenger RNA from Owenia fusiformis, 3337 nucleotides. Lineage: Eukaryota; Metazoa; Annelida; Polychaeta; Sabellida; Oweniidae. The record is from the annotation of a GenBank genome assembly.